AUGGCCUUUCAGAAGUUACUCAAAGAGAUGUCUCCUGAAAAGUUCGCUGAGACCGUCUGCUCCCUACAAGACGAGCCUCGCGUUUCUAUAGUCACUAAGGAUGAAACGUAUAUCUUACCGAAAGGACUUAUUUGCGGUAGCUCCGCGUAUUUUGACCGAGUCUUCAAAGGGUCUUUCAAAGAAGCCUUAGAGUCAAAGCUGGAGUUGGACGAUGUUACGAAAGAACAAUUUGAUCUUGUUAUACAGUGGAUCUACGCUGGCUCCCUCAAAUACGAUUCUCCGCCUGAAAUCGCUCCUUCCGCCCUACUAUCCAAAUAUAUCACCUUCACUAGGCUUGUCGAUCGAUUCGACCUUUGUGGGGACAUAAAGCCCGUCUACGAGGAGGUAUUAAGAAUUUUCUCGGACAAUGGGCAUGAUGUUCUUACCGCAGAACAUAUCCGCGAUGCACUCAAGCUUCCCGUGGGACAUGACGUGCGCAAUGCUAUAGUCAAGAAUUGCGCUAUUAUCUUUCUCGACGACUAUCAGUUCAGGUUCGAGAAAGAGCUUGUCGAGAUACAAGGCUUUUCAAACGUGCUCUUCUUGGUACUGAAAGCUUGUAUCCAGCACAGUAGUGGAGGCAUUAGGGGUAGCCUCAGUGGUACUAUAUCAAUAAACGACUAG
Messenger RNA from Glarea lozoyensis ATCC 20868, 660 nucleotides. Its product is annotated as POZ. The coding region runs from base 1 to 660 and encodes 219 amino acids. The record is from RefSeq and is a predicted model, not a curated record. Gene Ontology annotation, molecular function: protein binding. NCBI's taxonomy places the organism in Eukaryota, Fungi, Ascomycota, Leotiomycetes, Helotiales, Helotiaceae. The transcript is spliced from 3 exons.